Molecule: messenger RNA, 1609 nt
Organism: Drosophila miranda
Lineage: Eukaryota; Metazoa; Arthropoda; Insecta; Diptera; Drosophilidae
Exons: 2
Coding region: 757-1584 (275 amino acids)
Molecular function (GO): catalytic activity
Source: RefSeq, a predicted model, not a curated record
UAAGCUCUGGGCCUCGGGCCUCGGCCCUCUCUUCGAUGGCAUACUCUUUCGGAAACAUUUCGAGCAGACUUUUACCAAAUAUAUAAUUAAUACGAACGAGUAAUUGGUAAACUUUUGAAUGGAAAUGGAAUACUUUUGGAAGAAUUGGAGAGGAGCAUGGGAAUCAGUUGCCUUGGAGUCAUAAUUCAAGAGAUGCGAAGGGAUUUCAUUGGCCUACUAGUAUCGCCAUAAUACCAACAAAAAAACGCCCAAAAAACCCAAAAAAACCACCCAAAAACGAUGCUAAUUUCUGACCACGAAAGGAAUUUCUUUCCGGGCCGUUCCCAGAAACGUUUUCCCUGGAACAUUUUUGGAACAUCACCGAUUUUGUUAUUGUGGUGCAGCCAUUUUGUAUUUUUGGCUGCUGGGGGCCUUGUGAGCGACGACGAUUUGGCGGCUUUUGUGCGACGCCUGGUUUUAUGUAUGUAACUGGCCCCAAUCGCUAGUCCCCCAAAAUCAAUUCCCCUCCCCCCCCUCCCCCACCCCCCUUCCCACACAAAACGUCAAUUGCACGAGCGAGCGCGUCAAUAUUUUUGUCAAUUUUUUCGACGGCCUCUUACAAAUUGCUUUUUGAGCUUGUUAGUUUUUCGGCGCACACACACACACACACACACACACACACACGCACAAGGCGGCAACCUGUCAAAGCGAUCCGCGGUGUUUCAUCUGCACCGCUAACAACAGCAAUGAGACGAACCAUUAUGCGGGUAGCAGGAGAUGUCCAGCAGCCAGGAGCGUGCCCAGCUUGCCGGCCCAAUAAUGAAGGUUAUGCAGCUCAACCUCAACCACUGCGCUGCGGCUCAAGACCUGCUGAGCCAAUCCAUAAGAGAAUUGGCAAUUGACCUCGCCAUCCUCAGCGAGCCAUAUCAAACUAGGGAGUCCCCUGGGUUCAUCUUGGAUGCCACCAAAAAGGCCGCGAUAUGGCUAUGCGGGGCCACGCCAUUGCAGCUUUCCCUCUCAAGCGCUGCUGCUGGGUUUGUGCGCGCCAAGGUCGGAGGUGUGUGGAUAUACAGCGUCUACCUUGCCCCAAGCCUGACGCUCUCCGAGUUCGCAGGUACUCUAGACAACCUAGCGGCUGAUGCUAGAGGACGUCACCCAAUAGCCAUUGGAGGGGACUUCAACGCGUGGGCUGAGGAGUGGGGAAGCGUGGCGACGAAUGCGAGAGGUAGAGCUCUGCUGGAGAUCAUUGCGCCCCUGGACAUCGCGCUCCUCAACGAGGGAAACCAGCAUACCUUCUCCAGAGCAGGAACAGGAUCGGUCAUCGACCUUACAUUUGUCAGCAGCUCACUUUUUAAUUCAUCGGGCUGGAGCAUCAGCAACAUCUACACAGGGAGCGACCACAGGGCAAUUAUAUGGGACACAGGCCAACAGACGUGUAGCGUAGAGACAGCUGCGCCCAGAUGGAGAUGCUAUCGCGCCGAAACGCUCAAUACGGCCCUGUUCAUGGAGCUUAUGUCCAACCUCACGGCGAAUGGAAAUGCUGAAUGCAUGGCCAACCAUGUCAUGGAGCAUCUGGAGGCAGCAUGCAAUGCCACCAUGGCGUAGAGGAAGCACUACGGUCGCCACCACC